AUGGAGGAGGGUUGCGCGACACCGAAGCGGCGAGAGUGCCGGAUACCGGAGGCGAACAUGUGUCCACCGCCUCCGAGGAAGAAGGCGGUUGGGGAGACGAAGCGGAAGCCGAAGAAUGGGUAUUUCCAGCCGCCUGACCUUGAUACUCUGUUUUCUCUGCCUCCGAGAAGUCAAGCGUGUGCGUAACAAGCUCUAUUUGUUAUACAAGAUGAUUUUAUUUGUUGGUUUUCCACUGUAUAUAGUUUUGAUCAUUUUUGGAAUAAUUUCCCUCCUUUUUUCUUGAA
Messenger RNA from Pyrus x bretschneideri (Chinese white pear), 284 nucleotides. Its product is annotated as cyclin-dependent protein kinase inhibitor SMR4-like. The record is from RefSeq and is a predicted model, not a curated record. Gene Ontology annotation, biological process: regulation of DNA endoreduplication. Lineage: Eukaryota; Viridiplantae; Streptophyta; Magnoliopsida; Rosales; Rosaceae.